AUGAAUGCAGAAGAAAAUUCCGCCGUGUGUCUAUUCAUAUUGGAGUACGGACGAGGAAGAAGCUUAGCGAUGCGGAUUCCUUCACAAAGUGCAUCCAAGACGCUGCAAGGGAAACGCUCCCGGUUCUAUUGUCGCGGAAGAAGUUUGCCUUCGCAUCUGCAGAAACAAAAUCCACAUACAAUUCUUUAUGUGUCGCGCGCAGCGCUGGUGAUUUCAACCAGGAAAAGCGUCUUAGAAGGAAGCUGCUUCGUCAACUGCAACAAGACCGCGAUAACGAGUGGACGUCAAGAGCGAUGGAGUUUGAGAAACGGAGACAGGAACCCGCGGAAAGCCUAUGCUCUACUAAAACAGUAUAGCGGCAAAAUGAAAAGAUGUCCCUCUGUCCUGAACACUGCCAAUGGGGUAGCUGUCGGUGAAGCAACCCUUCCAAUUUGGAAGGAACACUUCAAGACCUUGCCUAACCGGCUAGCACCGUCAGCCCCUGAACUCGGACACGUUCAUAGACCGACAUACGCGGUUAACGAGGAGCCACCGACCGUGUCGGAGGUCCUGGUCUGUAUUCAAAAAAUGAAGAAUGGAAAAUCUGGCGGAGACAACAGGAUUAGCGCAGAAAUGCUAAAAUAUCUUCCGCCGUCUGGGAUUCGUGAGAUGACAAAGAUCAUUCGUUCAAUAUGGAUAGACGAAAGGAUACCUGAUUCGUGGAGACACGCUAUUAUAAUUCCCCUCCACAAGAAGUUAUCCGUCACGGACCCCAGGAAUUAUCGAGGAAUCUCUUUGCUGCGUGUUAUGUACAAGGUAUUGGAGCGCAUUAUUCUGGACCGACUCAUUAAACAUCGCGAAGAAACAACGCGCGACGAGCAAUCUGGCUUUCGUCCUGGCCGAUCUACGAUUGACCAGGUGUUCAUCGCCGUGAUCGAAAUCUGGCAGUGGUAUUCGAAGCCAAUGCAACUAGCGUUUCUGGACUUUGAAGCCGCGUUCGACUCUCCUCACCUAGGCCAUCUUCUCAACGCGCUGAGCGCCGAUGGAGUACCAGGAAAGUUUGUUCGCUUGUUUGAUGACAUGAAUCAACGAACAACUGCUGCAGUUCGAACAUCAGCCGGAUGUACAACACCGUUUGAAGUGGUAACUGGAGUAAGACAAGGGGCAGUGGCAGGACCUUUCCUGUUCAAUUUCGCAAUCGACGACAUUAUGCGAAGAACAGUCGACCAGUGUCCUGCCGACAUUGUCUUAGCACCAUCUGGGUGCCCCUUGACUGACCUCGAGUACGCCGACGAUGUUGUUAUAUUCGCGGAAAGCAGUACGAAACUUCAACAUAUUGUCAACCUUGUAUCGAAGCUGGCUGCAGGCUGCUGGCUAUGGACUACGCCUACGCCCUGA
This is a messenger RNA of Necator americanus (New World hookworm), 1377 nucleotides long. RefSeq lists its product as uncharacterized. The coding region runs from base 1 to 1377 and encodes 458 amino acids. Lineage: Eukaryota; Metazoa; Nematoda; Chromadorea; Rhabditida; Ancylostomatidae. The transcript has a single exon. The record is from RefSeq and is a predicted model, not a curated record.